AUCUCAUUUGUUUUCUUUGCAUUGUAUUGAAGAGGACAAAAAUUAAUUAUUUUCUUUUUGUCUAUUAUUACCCCAAACAAAAAAAAAAUACAAGCUAAUUUGACCAGAAUUAAAUAAAUAAAUAACUAAUCGAUGAACUGUAUGAUAGUUGAUCGAUUUCAUCAAUAAUAUAGUUAUCUGGCUGACACUGAUUAAUUUUUCCCUUCCCAACUGUGAAAACCGAGUUGAUUUCAAUCUUAUCUUCGCCUCACUCAAAUCAUUGAUUCUCCUCAACUCAUUCGAGGAAAUUUGUGUUGAAGAGGUAAAUCAAUUUCAAUCAAUCAAUCAAACAAACAAAACAUGUCACAUAAUUUGUUUGAAAUGAAUAUGAGGUCAGGUGCUGCAGAUCUGACCACUGCUAUAGUACCUUUGCUGAAACUUAUCUGCUUAACAGUCAUUGGACUACUUCUUGCAAACCCUACAAUGCAAUUCAUCCCAAAAGCUACAUUCAAACUCCUUAGUAAACUCGUCUUUGCUUUGUUUUUACCAUGUCUUAUAUUUACCGAGUUGGGUGAAAGCAUUACUCUUCAAAAUUUCCUCGAUUGGUGGUUUAUUCCUGUUAAUGUUCUCGUCAGUACAGCUCUCGGUUGCUUCCUCGGCUUUUUAGUGGUGGUUAUAUGUCGGCCACCACCACAGUUAACUAGGUUUACUAUUAUCAUGACAGGAUUUGGUAACACUGGUAAUCUACCUCUUGCUGUUGUUGGAUCUGUUUGUCAUAGUAAGGAUAAUCCGUUUGGGAAACAUUGUAACACAAGAGGUGUGGCUUAUGUUUCUUUUGCUCAAUGGGUUGCUGUUAUUCUUGUUUAUACUCUUGUUUAUCAUAUGAUGGAGCCUCCUAUGGAGUAUUAUGAGAUUGUUGAGGAAGGUGCUGAAAUUGAAAUUGAGGAACAACAGCGUGCGCUCAAUGAUAUUAGUAGACCGCUUCUUGUUGAAGCUGAGUGGCCUGGUAUGGAGGAUAAAGAGACUGAACAUUCUAAGACACCCUUUAUUGCUAGGGUGUUUAAGAGUAUCUCAGGAAUUUCCUCGUCCGCAAUUCCUGAUCUUGAGAUCACGGCAGAACACAAUGACGGUAACAACAGUCCAAGGUCUAUUAGGUGUUUGGCAGAACCUAAAGUUGUUAGGAGGAUAAGAAUUGUUGCUGAACAAACUCCACUUCAGCAUAUACUUCAACCGCCAACAAUUGCGUCUCUGUUAGCUAUCAUAAUUGGCACAGUGCCUCAAUUGAAAGCUUUGUUCUUCGGAUAUGAUGCUCCGUUGUUGUUUAUUACCGACAGUUUAGAGAUAUUAGGUGGAGCAAUGGUGCCUUCUGUGAUGCUUAUAUUAGGGGGUAUGCUUGCUGAAGGACCAAAUGAGUCUAGACUUGGACUUAGAACUACAAUUGGUAUUGUUGUGGCAAGGCUAUUAGUACUUCCUAUCAUUGGUAUUGGGAUUGUUGCAUUGUCGAAUAAGCUUAAUUUCUUGGUUGAAAAUGAUGCGAUGUUUAGAUUUGUGCUUUUGUUACAGUACACAACACCUAGUGCUAUAUUACUUGGAGCAAUUGCUAGCUUGAGAGGUUAUGCAGUUAGUGAAGCUUCGGCACUUCUUUUCUGGCAGCAUGUGUUUGCCCUUUUCUCAUUUUCCUUAUACACUGUAAUAUACUUCAAAAUAAUUGAGUAUAUUUGAAGUUGAUUUAUAUAUGUUUUACUACCUUGAAAUUGAUUAUGGGGUAGUAGUUAGAAGAUUGUAGCCAUUGUUUGUUGUCAAAGGUUGGAGUUGGAGUUAUGAUGAUGUAAAAUUGUUAGUUUUAUUGGUUUGGUAUUUUGAUGAAGAUACAAAUAAUGUUAUUGCAAUGAUUUUGAAUUGGAUUUAUGUGGUAAACCAUGUUUAUCGUUUGAAA
This is a messenger RNA of Trifolium pratense (red clover), 1915 nucleotides long. RefSeq names its product protein PIN-LIKES 2-like. The record is from RefSeq and is a predicted model, not a curated record. NCBI's taxonomy places the organism in Eukaryota, Viridiplantae, Streptophyta, Magnoliopsida, Fabales, Fabaceae. The coding region runs from base 340 to 1701 and encodes 453 amino acids. Gene Ontology annotation, biological process: endoplasmic reticulum to cytosol auxin transport. The transcript is spliced from 2 exons. Gene Ontology annotation, cellular component: membrane.